CCAAUCUGAAAUAGCAUGACAAACAGACACAUCAUUUUCAAAACGUUUAUUGAUUUUCUGUUGAAUCCACUAGCUCCUCCCACCUCCCUGCCCCUGCAGGGCCAAGGGGGCGUGGCCUCUCAGAGGAAGAAGCUGUCGGCUCCUCGUAUAAGUCUAUCAUUGGACCAAAGUGAGGAUGACCUGUUCGACACACCAGAUGACCUCGACAUCAAUGUGGAUGAUCUGGACACACCUGACGAAGCAGAUUAUACUGACCAUGAAAUAGACUGGGAAGAGCCUCAAGCAUCCCAGAGUGAAUCUGUUAAAGAAACAGUUGAGCCCAUUCCCACGUACAGUGCUCAGGAGGAGCGGCAGGAUUCCAAACUCUGGAGAACCGUCAUCAUUGGAGAGCAAGAGCACCGCAUCAACAUGAAGAGCAUUGAACCUUACCAAAAAGUCAUAUCCCAUGGAGGGUACUAUGGCAAUGGCGCAAAUGCCAUCAUUGUAUUUGCUGCAUGCUUCCUCCCUGACAGUGACAGAGAGGACUAUCACGAGAUCAUGGAGAACCUCUUCUUGUAUGUUAUCAGUACACUAGAGCUCAUGGUAGCAGAGGACUACAUGAUUGUGUACCUGAAUGGAGCCACUCCACACCGGAGGACGCCUGGCUUCAACUGGCUCAAGAGAUGCUACCAGAUGAUUGAUAGGAGGCUCAGAAAGAACUUAAAAUCUUUCAUCAUUGUUCACCCCUCAUGGUUCAUUAGGACAAUUCUAGCCAUCACAAAACCGUUUAUCAGCUCAAAGUUUAGCAGUAAGAUCAAGUAUGUCAACAGCUUAGCAGAACUGAAGGAGCUCAUCCCAAUGGAGCACGUCCACAUACCUGAGUGCAUCAUCAGACAGGAUGAGGAGUUACGGGAAGCAGCAGAGAACUCUAAAAUCAGCAGCUUUCUCCAAGGAAGUGAGAAUCCACAAGAAUCAAUAGCUCAACCCAAUGCAAGCAGUUCAUAAGAGCCGUUGGCUGUGGGUGAAAGAACAGUAUGUCUGUAAGGGUUUUGAGUAUUUCAAAUUGUAACGAUUGCACACUGAUGUGGAUGCAAUAAUCGCAUAAAAUAAGAUAAAAUAUAUUUUUUGUGCUUCGGUAUCUCACAGUGCUGGGAUGAAAAGUGCAGCACCAUAUGUUCUUCAUCACAAAUCACCUCAAAUGUGAUAAUUCUUCUCACAGAACAGUAGCUUAAACCAGCACAAUGCUAGGAUCAUUCUUUGUCAUUCUUAUCGUCUUGCAAAAGUUUCUCUUAUUACUUGAAUUAUGCAUGGGAGGCAUUUUAGCAAUAAUAUAAUGUUGUACUUUUCCCCUUUAGACUUUAGAAUUUUUUUUCUAAUUGGAGCAUGCAUAAAGGGUAGAAUCCCAUCACUUCAGCUGCUCUGUAUUAAUAUUAGUGCAUGCAAGGUUAUUCUC
Molecule: messenger RNA, 1432 nt
Organism: Cyprinus carpio (common carp)
Lineage: Eukaryota; Metazoa; Chordata; Actinopteri; Cypriniformes; Cyprinidae
Product: protein prune homolog 2
Biological process (GO): apoptotic process
Cellular component (GO): cytoplasm
Source: RefSeq, a predicted model, not a curated record